AUGAGCUCUAAUCAACCAUCAAUCUUGUCAGUAAAUCAAAAAGGGAAGAGAAAAUUUUCAUCAUCAAAUCCUCUGCCACAAAUUCGAAAGAAGAACACAUCAAAAGUUCAAGCUAGCAAGGAAACUUUUGAUACUCAUGGGAAGAUUAAGAGGUAUGUCAAAGACCUUCUGAAUAAACCUAUAGAAGAUGAGUAUUAUGGUUAUAGCUUUGUUGAGUGUGAUUUGAAAGUGAGUAUUCUGAAACUAUUUCAGCACCAUAAGUUGUUGAAAUUUAUUGGAUUAAAAAGGAAGUUUAAUCUUGAUCAUGUUAAGGUUUUCUAA
Molecule: messenger RNA, 321 nt
Organism: Vicia faba (fava bean)
Lineage: Eukaryota; Viridiplantae; Streptophyta; Magnoliopsida; Fabales; Fabaceae
Source: the annotation of a GenBank genome assembly